UUGAAUUUGUCUAUAUCAACUCUUGAGAGCCUUGUGGCAAUAAUGCCCGAGACUGCUAAUUGCCCGAGUCGGGAGGCCUGGGAACACCGCUUUGACGGGAAGCCUAUCUCACCUAACCCCGCGAUCGCAGACCUCGAUAUUGAAAGAAAUGAGUUGGCCCACACCUGGAAGCGCUUCGUCAGUCUGCUCCUCCCGCAGGAUCAGGUCGAGUGGGAGGAGCGACCACAGACCGUGGCCGACGUGAAGACCCUGUUGGGAAAUAUCAAAGCUUUUUGGAUGUCCAGGCCACGGCAACGGGUGUUCAGUGAUUCUAUGGACUUGUGCGAUCGACUCCUGCCAACCAUGGACACCCACGAGUGUCUCUUAUCCACCCUCCCGGACGCCCUUUCAUAUACCCCUCUCUUUUAUGGUGUGCUGCAGUCAGUAAUCAAGGCAUCGUCACACUACCCACGAGUAAUGGAGGGGUUAGCCACAGCCUUGUUAAAUAUUCACGACGCCUUAAGUCUCCCCAGUGACCCCAGUCAGCUUCCGACCGCCGGCGAACAUAUCUUGAGAACCUACGCUUUUAUAUUCUUCUUCCUCACCGAGUUUAUGGACUGGUAUGUCCGGAGAUCGACGUGCCAGUUGCUCAAUAUCCACAGCCAGGACGUGUAUUCGGAAUUUCGUCAUCUGGUCAUCUACAUACAACACCAGGCACAGAAUUUGCCUUGGCAACACGAUAGCAUGGAUGUCGACGAGGAGGACUCGGACCCUUACAGCCCCCGGGCACUUUGGGAGGAGUCUCGACUCAGCCAAGUAGGACGACAAAAGAAAGACCGCCGGAUAGCGGCACAGAACACCAUCACCCGUCGGCUUAUCUGGGAAAUUCAACAAGACGCAGAGGAACGUGCUAGGUACAGGGAAGGCCGGGACAGGCUGCUGGCAGAGACGUUGAGUUCUGUGCGGGAGCAACUGGAAUCGGUCAGCGAGCAAAGUAGUGGCAUAGUCUGCAUGACUACGCCCCCCGCUCCUAAUAUAGAUACAUCAUCGUUCGAAUGGUCCAGAGGAUCCAAACGCCGCCUCGCCCGUCUCGAGAUUCAAAGUUCAUCCAAACAUCUCCAGGACUUCUUCGACAGCGAUGAUCAGAUUUGUGACUACGAACCGGAUGUUAAGGUCGUUGCCGACAGCAGUAUCGUUACGUCUUUACAACAGUGGGCCACCAGCCCACGGUCCCAAGCCCUAGCAGUGGGCGGCACUCAAUCGACCGAUUCCCCCAGCCCCGUAGCCAUGAUUUCAGCCUGCUAUGCCUCGUUCGCCCGCCACGCCCGAUUACCAGUCGUCUCUCAUUUCUGCGCCCUCCCAACGAAAGAGGUUAUAGGCCUGAACCUUCAAGAGCAAGGUCUCAUCGCACUGACCUACAGUGUGAUCCGGCAACUAAUCGACUGGCUCCCACCCGUGGUCGACAGUGACGCCGUGCUCGAUCUCAGCGCAGAGCGGUUCCGCCAACUAGACGGAACCCUAACUAGCUGGAAAGCCGCCCUCUCGCUAGUCGACACUCUCCUACAAUCCGCCCCGCCCCUGUUGGUCUUCAUAAUCGACGGCCUGGACACCAUCCAUGACGCAUCUACCGAUGGCGCAAUCCGCGAACUCGUCCGCGUCCUACUCACCCACACCCGCCGCCAGCCGCAAGGUGGUCUCAACGGCCAAGGUCCAACGCUCCUACUGAAGGUUCUGUUCACCGUAAUUGGACGCCCAAGCGCCCUCGUUGAGACUAUGUCCGAACAUCAGCUCGUGCUCUCCGAUAAUCAACCUGACCCCGCGCCCUCCGAGCCUGUCAUUACCUCUGAUCUCGGAGCGGUCAUGAUGAAUGCAUGA
This is a messenger RNA of Penicillium soppii, 1854 nucleotides long. RefSeq lists its product as uncharacterized. The record is from RefSeq and is a predicted model, not a curated record. The transcript is spliced from 4 exons. Lineage: Eukaryota; Fungi; Ascomycota; Eurotiomycetes; Eurotiales; Aspergillaceae.